Messenger RNA from Chelonoidis abingdonii (Abingdon island giant tortoise), 2702 nucleotides. RefSeq names its product target of myb1 like 1 membrane trafficking protein (gene TOM1L1). NCBI's taxonomy places the organism in Eukaryota, Metazoa, Chordata, Testudines, Testudinidae. Gene Ontology annotation, cellular component: endosome; membrane. Gene Ontology annotation, molecular function: clathrin binding; ubiquitin binding; phosphatidylinositol binding. Gene Ontology annotation, biological process: signal transduction. The record is from RefSeq and is a predicted model, not a curated record.
GUGACGCUGGAGCAAUGAGCUGCAUUGCUCGGUACCUGGAGGCAGCUGGGCAGCUCCUCCCUGUGAAACAGUCGCCAGGGCAGGAGAGGAGCUGGCAAACAGCUCCCUGCUGCAGCCGCGAGUCCCGGGGCGGGGCUGGGCUCAGAGCUCCCCCGGGCGAGGCAGAGGGCGCUUGGCCAGGCCGGGGGAAGGCAGGAAGGAGCGAGCAGGCUUUGCCCGGGCUUGGGAGCGCGGAAGCAGCAUGGCUUUCGGGAAAAGCCAGAAAGAUCCCUUCAGCACGGCCGUGGGGCACCUGAUAGAGAGAGCAACGGUCGGUGUGCUGCCCGCUGAGGAGUGGGGUCAGUUUAUGCACAUCUGUGACAUUAUUAACACAACGGAUGAGGGGCCUAAAGAUGCAGUAAAAGCACUAAAGAAAAGGAUUUCCAAAAACUGUAACCAUAAGGAGAUUAGAUUCACCUUGUCUCUUCUUGACAUGUGCAUGAAAAACUGUGGCCCCAGCUUCCAGUCUUUAGUUGUGAAGAAAGACUUCUGCAAGGACAAGCUGGUGAAACUGCUGCAUCCAAGAUACAAUCUGCCAGCUGAUACACAGGACAAAAUAUUGGCCUUUAUCAGGACCUGGGCCUAUGGGUUCCAAGGAACCGUGGAUGUGAGCGAAGUGAAGGAAGUGUACCUAGAACUGCUGAAGAAAGGCGUGCUGUUUCCAUCCUCUGAUGCCAACCCAGAGACACACAAGCGAGCUUCAUCUUGGCCCUCUGAAAAGGCACCACCUCCUUCUGCUGCCUCUGUGAAAAGUACUCCAGUACCUCGUCACCCAGCUCCAACAAUUACCUUGACUCCUGAACAGAUUGGGAAACUGUACAGCGAACUGGAUAUGGCGAAAAUGAAUAUGAAAGUCAUGUCAGUGAUAUUAACGGAAAAUGUUCCUGGGUCUGAGAAUCUUGACGAUAUGGAGCUCUUACAGAAACUGUACAAGAUAUGUCGGGUGAUGCAGGAGAGGAUCGUAGAACUGCUGGUGGCAGUGCAGAAUGAAGAUGUGAUAGCUGAAUUAAUACAAGUGAAUGAAGAUCUCAAUAACGUCCUCCUGGGCCAUGAAAGGUUUUCUCGGAACAGAGUGCGUUUCCUGGAGAAUCAGCGAAUCCAGCGUGAGCAAGCAAAAAUCUAUAGCAAACAACCAUCUGCUCCGUCAUGUGAUCUACUUGACGUCAAUUCAAGUUCUUCAAUUCCUGUGUCAGCAUUGGGGGGAACUGGCACCGAGACUCCUCAGUUUUCAGAAUUAAAUUGCAGAUCUACAAGUGCUGCGGAUCCAAGCAUCCACCGUCCUUUGCUCUACCCUCAGCUAGAUUUACUAGCUAUAGCAAAUGCUCAACAGCCCUCGUUUGCAACUGAAGCACAAAGCACAAGCCAAAGCGUCCCUGAUGUUCAUCUCUAUAACAAUCUUGCCACGGUUUUAAACCCAGUGCAUUUGCAGACCGUAAACCUCCAACCUGUUAAUGCCUCAUCACUGAAUGAGACAAAAUCAGGCGCAUCACCAGCAGACAUAUCAAAGAGCAGUUCACAGACACCUCAUUAUUAUGAGGUAAUGGAAUUUGAUCCUUUAGCACCAAGCUACAGCGCAGAAGUAAUUUAUGAAGAAAUUGAUGAUGAUUAUAUCUCCAAAUCAGAAGUUAAAAAGCACCCCGAUUGCUAAGAGUGGAAGGUGAACUCUCUUAAUGAAUACAAAAGUUAUUCUCUGAUGCCAACUGCUUUCUAUAACUGCUAUAGACUGCUUUCUAUAACUGACAAGUGAAUACAAGGAAAGUCUUGUUUGUUAUUUUGAACAUAGCAACAAAUAAGCAUUGGGGUCUUAUGCGUUACCCACUUCCAUGUGUUAUGUUUGGAUCUGCUUUCAAUUCUGAUCAUUGACGCUUUAUAUAAGCGAAGUAAGGUCCCAAGUCUGCACGCACUUAUUUUUCAAGGGGACUAUUAUUGUAUGUAUUUUUUGCAGGACUGGGGCCUGGAACAGUUUUGUGUGUUUGCAGAAUUGGGACCUGAAACAAAAUUGUCUACAGAAUAAUGCACUCUGACGCUAACUGAAGCAGAACACAAGCAGUCUUAAAUUACAGAGGAAAUCUUUGCUUCAAGAUUAACUAACAUACUGAACUGCUUUGUUUUUUAUGUAGCAAACAAUAUUAAACUACUAUUCAUCUACAGGAACUGAAUCACUCAAUCUGUUUUUUAGCAUUAGUGCUCUUAGUUGGACAAAUCAUGUGACACCAUCCCAAAAACCUAGAAGUUCUGUAUUUAGGAUCCUCUUGUUUUAGAUCUAUCGACUGUUGUGUGAAUAUACUCACUAUGGAACCUUUUUGUCUUUAUAUUUUGAAUACAGAUGUUACUUCCUUCUAAAACCUGAUUGAAGUGUCUAUUGUAAAACAAAGAAGAAAAAAACACACCUACAUUUUACAGAAGCUUUCGUUCGAUGUACAAAUUAAUGGGUUUUGCCUUAAUAAGGACCCGCUCUGAGUUGGAGCCUGAGUUCUUUCUUCCGGGCUUGUCAGAAUAGGAAGGGUUUUUUUUUUUUGUUUGUUUUUUUAAACCUCUCUGCUUACUUGUAUCACACCACAUACUCACUUUUAAUUUUAAUGUGCCUCUUUAAGAACUGGAUAUGAACCAAUCAAAACUUCCCUGAGUAUUGUUUUUAUUUUUCAGUUUUUAAUCCUAUAAGG